GUGUCGUCCGGUUGUCUUUGUCUGUCCGGCAGAAGGUGGUGUGGGCGAAGCGGGGAGGCUGCGGAGGGCGGGCAGGAGGAGAAAGGGGGAAGGGCGGGCGGGAAGGGGAGGAAGAGGGAAGGGAGGGCGGGCAGGGGAGAAAGAGGGAAGGGAGGUUUGGAAGUGUGAAAGCGACGCUGUCACUGUUCAAAGUGAGCGGAAGAUAGGCUUGGUGAAGCUUCAGGAGAGACCUCGGGCAGCAAUGGCAGUGUGCGGCGCUGUCACAGCAGGUGCGGCAGUGGGACAUGUGGUGGUCCCGAGAGAUGUGUUUAACGAUGUGAGAGACAGCCCGGCCCAGCGGUCGUCGACGUCGCGCAAUGCUGCUUUGCCUAUGCCUAUGAUCUGCGGCUCCAGGAAGGGCCCGAGGUCAAGAUAUGUAUGCAGAUCUGGUCAUUACACCAAACACGUGUGCAUCUUCAGUGGGGAAGAGAGAUCUUUUGGCGGGACGAGAGCCGUUGGAUGGAGGACAUCCUGUUUAAGGGGGAACGUCAGCGAUCUGGGAAGAUGGAGGGGGGUCUCUUUGUUAUCUUCUUCUAGCAGGACUGCUGAUCGCAGAAUGGGAGCCGGGAUCCGGAUGUCUCUCCCAUCGGCAACGAAGACUGUUUCGAAGGAUUCACCAGUCAGAUGGUCUGCCAGAUCCAUCAAGUCGUUCAGCAUGGCGGAAUUGGAGGCCCGGAAGCUGAAAUACCCCACAACAGGGACGGAGGCGCUGCUCAUGGGUCUCUUGACUGAAGGGACGAGCACUGCGGCACGGUUCUUGAGGGCAUAUGGGAUUACGCUAUUCAAAGUGAGGGAUGAGACGGUAAAGCUGCUUGGCAAGGCGGACCCCUACUACUUCAGCCCGGAGCACCCACCUCUGACGGAGUACUCGCAGAAAGCGCUGGAUUUUGCAGUCGACGAGAAGGAAAAGCAAGGUGAGGAUGGAGAGGUGCUGACUGCGCACAUGCUGUUAGGCAUCUGGGAGCAGAAGGGUUCGGCCGGUCAGCGGAUUCUCCUGCAGCUGGGAUUCUCCGAGGCUAAGGCAGAUGAGCUUAGGAAACUGGUGAGCACAUCUCAACUGCAUCUGACCUGAUCUGUGGGAAAUAUUCAUGUAUUUUUUGUAGCCACCAACGGCGCCUAGCUCAGUUGGUACACCCACGAACAGGUCCCACCUAUGCUGUUCGUUUUUCCUCUGCUGGAUUUGCCCCCCUUCUUUCUUGUUCCUACUGUCUGCUCCUUCCUUCAUUUGUUUUACAAAUUUGCUCAGUGUGCAUAGACAUCUGGCAGUAUAUGAUUACAGCUACUUCGUGAACAAUUUUUGUUGUGUAAAUGAGCAAGGAAACAAGGUCUCGUCGGUUGGGGGUAAUGGUACCAUCAUAGGAUGCACAGUCCCAUUCAUGGGGUGAAUGAUACCAUGUAAAUGGGCAAGGAAACAAACUCUCAUCGGUUGGAGUAAUGGUAUGAUAUGAUGCACUGUCUCAUAUAUGAGCACUGACUCGGUUAGCAUAUUGCUGUCAACAGGGUUAAUAUUCAGCCUCAAUCCACUGGUCACGGAAUGUGCAAAAUUACAAUC
Messenger RNA from Chara braunii, 1591 nucleotides. The record is from the annotation of a GenBank genome assembly. Lineage: Eukaryota; Viridiplantae; Streptophyta; Charophyceae; Charales; Characeae.